UGACACCAAACUGUCUGACAAUACUUCCGUUUCAGUCGAAGCCAAAUUUCGCAUGAAUCGAUCAGAAAUGUUCACGAGUCCGCCGGAUUUCGAAGAAAUGACUUGUUGACUUAAUUCUUGUGUUGUAUUGUUUUUAAGAGAAAGAGAAGGAGAGAGUAAGGUCACAUUCUCACCAAGAGGUGAAUGAAAGUAAAAAGAUGUCAUUAUCUCGAGUAAUUCAAGACGACAUAGGGUGAUUUGUGUAGCAAGUCUCCCCACGGAACAACACCAUUACUGAUGUCUACGCCAUGAUCUAGCACAUUAAUAUCAAUCAAACUCUUCAUUAAUCCCCCCUCCCCCUCCCUGAGCCACAUGUACAACAUACCCGCCAAUAAGUGAAUCGAUAGCCUCGACUUAAAGCUUCCACGUGUUGUUGUUUUUUUUUCCAGCCUACUCUCUAACUCCUUCUUCCCACACAAUGAGCAGACACAAGAGUGCAGACGGCAUCGCGACUUUGCUCUCAGAAAGCGAGGGAAAAACUGAUUUCUUCCUGUUUUGACAUUCGUCUAUUUAGAUUAAAUGUUUGGAAGUGUCGGUCCGUCGAAUGAUCCGUAGUGGACUAACUGACCUCAGGGAUUUUUUCUCUUCUUUUUAAAUUUUUCUUUCAGUUCUAUCAGGAUGAUGAAUCUUAGGAUUCCUGUAUUGAUGUCCUAGCUCUACAAAAUGUCACAGAUGUGCCAUAGAGCUGUUCACGUUUCAGUGGUGCUAUAGAUUCUGCACAUAGAAGACAUGGUGGGCGGUCCUGUGUCUCAAUCUAAAAGCCCAUACCAGCGUGCUAGACUACGUCAUGUAGAGAUACCGCUGGAGACUAUUAAAUAUGGUCACAGAAUGGAUCCACAGGAGCGCGUCUUUCUUGACGCCGUGGAGAAAGGGGAUGUGCCGACUGUGAUACGCUGUCUGAGUAGCGAGCCUCCGGUCAGUGUCAACUGCACGGACAUGCUGGGUCGGUCAGCCAUUCAGAUAGCCGUGGACAAUGAGAACAUCGAGCUGGUGGAACUGCUUCUGAGCCAAGAAGGAGUCAAAAUAGGUGAUGCAUUGCUGUACGCCAUACGAGAAGGAGUCUACCGUAUAGUGGAGAUGCUAAUAGACCAUCCGUCAAUCUCCCGGAACAUGCUGGGGACAGAGUGGUCCCGCACUCGCUACGUAGAUGACGAGAGUUUCGACUACUCCCCCGAUAUAUCACCUGUGAUACUAGCCGCCCACUGCAACCAGUUUGAGAUCUUACAACUUCUUCUGGUCCACGGGGCCUCCAUUGACCGCCCCCACGAACUGUCCUGCUCCUGUAAAAGAUGCCAGGCUAAAGUCCACGCAGACAGCCUUCGUCAUUCGUUACUUAGAAUCAACACAUAUAGAGCACUGGCCAGUCCGGCCUGGAUUUCACUGACCAGUUCUGAUCCAGUUCUCACAGCAUUCCAACUAUCUUGGGAACUCGACCACUUGGCCCUGAGAGAAAAUGAGUUUAAGGAUUCGUACUUAGAGCUAGGCCAGCAGUGCAAGAAAUACGCCUGUGAUCUUCUUGACCAGUGCCGCAGCAGUGACGAGGUCAUCGCGGUUCUCAACAAGACCAGCGAAGAAGAUUCCGAGUACGAGGACCAAUGUGAUGCCGACGACGACAAAUUAACUCUUUCCAGGCUGAAAUUGGCUUUAAAAUACGAACAGAAACAGUUCGUCUCCCACCCCCACUGCCAACAGCUACUGACCUCCAUAUGGUACGCUGGACUUCCUGGCUGGAGAAAACGAAACGGCGUGAUGAAAUUUUUGACAUGCUUCGGUCUGAUUGUCAUUAUGCCGUUCAUGUCACUCUAUUACCUCAUCUUUCCAAGGUCCAAGAUAGGACAACUCCUGAGAUCUCCUUUCAUGAAAUUUCUAUAUCACAGUGCAAGCUUCGGCGUCUUUCUCUUCCUAUUGGUAUGUGCCUCUACCGACAUCAUGAGCAACGAACCCAAGAGAGACAGACUCCGUGGCCCAGAGCCUUCAGAUCUGGAGUGGUUGAUUGUGUUAUGGGUGACGGGUUUUGUGUGGGCUGAGUGCAAACAACUUUGGGACGAAGGUCUGAAAGCUUACAUCCGACAAUGGUGGAACUGGUUAGAUUUUAUCAUGCUCUCUUUAUAUCUGGCCACAUUUGCCUUGAGAUUAGUGGCGUACAUUCAGAUCGAGUCUGGAAAAUAUGGCAAUCGCGAAUUGCUCAGAAAAGCUUGGCCCGACAAUGACCCGACUUUGAUCUCUGAAGGUCUGUUCGCUGUAGCCAAUGUGUUCAGCUUUGCAAGAAUUAUUUAUCUCUUUCAGGCCAAUCAACACCUGGGCCCGCUUCAAAUUUCACUUGGAUGUAUGCUAAUAGACAUUGCUAAGUUUCUGUUUAUCUUUUUCCUUGUUGUGACGUCAUUUGCUUGUGGAUUGAACCAGCUGUACUGGUACUACAAGGGAACUGGUGAGAAUGACGAAGACAUGUUCUUUACCCUGUUCUCUAGCUACGUGACGUUGUUCUGGUCAAUGUUUAGCAUGAAUAGCCCAAGCAAGUUGAAGCUAGAGAGUGGACAGAGCUUCACGAUGACCAUCGGGGAGCUGAUGUUUAUGGCGUACCACGCCAUGGCUAUCAUUGUCCUUCUGAACAUGCUCAUCGCCAUGAUGUCCAGCUCCUUUCAGGAAAUUGAGAAUCACGCAGACAUGGAGUGGAAGUUUGCCCGCUCUAAGUUGUGGAUGGGUUACUUUGACGAGGGCUCCACCCUGCCGUCGCCUUUCAACCUCAUCGUCAGCCCAAAGUCAAUCUACUACCUACUUGUGUGGAUCAAAGAUGGCGUCUCUGAAUGCUUUUGUCGGCAGAGGGCGCAGUACAACACGGGACGCCGGAAAUCGUCUGAAGGAACAAUCCGGUCAAAGAAAACAGUUGCGCCCUUGGAGCUGGACAUUUUCAAGACGAUGGAGAGUGGUGACGUGUUUAGUCAAAGGGAAAGGCCAACUUAUAAUGGGAUGGUCAGUUUACCUCAACUUGACCAGGACCACGUGGACACUCCGCUGGACAGUACGCAACAAUAUCAGGAAGUUAUGAGGAAACUUAUAUGUCGGUACAUUCACCAAACCAAGAAGCAGUCAAGACAAGAUGGUGUCAAUGAAGACGACUUGUUGGAAAUUAAACAGGAUAUUUCAAGCCUAAGAUUUGAACUUCGAGAAGACAGGAAACUUGAAAUGGUUCGCACCACUGGACACAUGGACAACCUCAGACGUGACCUCCAUCACACCAUCAGCCGUCUCUCCCCAACAGCUGCUCCCAUCAACGGGCUGUCUCCGAAUCGCGGUCUGUUUCAGACCACGCACUGCGGGAGGACGAUCUUUGACCCGCGUGGAAUGACUUCCUCAGGUGUGUCGCAGUCUCCUUCGCUGCAGAAGGAUGGCAGAAGCUCCAACAACACUUCCCAAGACGGAGGCGCUGAAUGCGCCAAGUCUGGUGUUGGACUGACUCUUCUGGACCUUGACUGCCUAAAAGCGGAAAUUCUAGCAGGGAUAAAAAAUGAGCUGAAAGAAACAUUGGCGCAGCUGCACUCUCCUGCGGGGUGCAAGACCAUUGCGAAGACGGCAGUGGCGCAAGGUCAGCCUCCUCCUUCGAUUUCGCCAAGCCAGUCGGGAACAAGCUCGCCCUACGGGGCAGACCUGUACCACACACAUCUCUACACCCAACUGUGAUAGGGCUUUGUCUAAAGUUUUCAGCGGUACUUAUUGCAAUAUACUGCAGGCAUUAAAGACUUGACGGAGUCGUGGUGUCAUAAUUGAAUUCUAUGGACAACUGUGUGCCAUCAUUAAAAACCCAUCUCACCAUCAUGUGUUCUCGCCUGAGCACUGGACAUAAAGCGAACCAACUGCUGCGCUUAAACUUAAAACAAAAUGCACUCCAAGUGUUUAUGAAUUUUAUUGAAAAGAAUUCUGUUUAUAUUUUAAUGAUCCAACUUAAUGUUGUCGUCAAAACAGCUGCGUCUCUAAUUAAAUAGGUGACAUUCAUAUCUGUACAUCUCUUGGGUCGUCCAAUGUACAAUGAACGUAACAUUGAUACAGGUCAGUGAUGAGCUACCGAACUGUUGAUAUAUUUUUAAAUAUAGUUAAAAAGUUUGUCGAACCUAAAAUGCCAAACCAUGAAGUCGUUAGACAUAAUCUUGUGCUGAUGUAUAGUGUUUGUCAUUUACAAGAACUGUAUAUAGAAAUAAAUUACAUUUAUUUUGAGAACUAA
Biomphalaria glabrata is the source of this 4255-nucleotide messenger RNA. RefSeq names its product transient-receptor-potential-like protein. Gene Ontology annotation, biological process: calcium ion transmembrane transport; regulation of cytosolic calcium ion concentration; manganese ion transport. Gene Ontology annotation, molecular function: inositol 1,4,5 trisphosphate binding; store-operated calcium channel activity; protein binding. The record is from RefSeq and is a predicted model, not a curated record. Bases 769 to 3717 code for a protein of 982 amino acids. The transcript has 19 exons. NCBI's taxonomy places the organism in Eukaryota, Metazoa, Mollusca, Gastropoda, Planorbidae. Gene Ontology annotation, cellular component: cation channel complex; membrane.